This is a messenger RNA of Trypanosoma cruzi, 635 nucleotides long. Its product is annotated as trans-sialidase, putative. Gene Ontology annotation, molecular function: exo-alpha-sialidase activity. Lineage: Eukaryota; Euglenozoa; Kinetoplastea; Trypanosomatida; Trypanosomatidae. The annotation marks the transcript as partial. The record is from RefSeq and is a predicted model, not a curated record. The transcript has a single exon.
AGGCAGCGAAGGUCAAAAAUGGCUUUAAGUUCACGGCGCCUGGGUCCAGGGCAAUGUGGUCUAUGAGCAGGUGGGGACCUAAUAAACAGUACGGCUUUGUGAACCACAGAUUCACUCUUGUGGCGACGGUGACCAUCCACCAGGUUCCGAAGGGGAGCACUCCUCUGCUGGGUGCGGGUCUCGGGGACGGUGCCGGCAAGAAGAUCAUUGGGCUGUCGUACGGCAUGAAUAAAAAGUGGGAGAAGGUGUUCAACGGCACAAAAACAGCACCGGGGAGCACGUGGGAGCCGGGGAGAGAAUACCAGGUGGCGCUCAUGCUGCAGGACGGCAACAAGGGCUCCGUGUACGUGGAUGGUGUGAUUGUGGGGAGCCCGGAGACGAUACCAACACUUGAGACGCAGGGGUUUGAAAUCCCACAAUUCUACAUUGGGAGCGACGAGGGAGGCAGCGGCAGCGAUGUGACGGUGACGAACGUCUUUCUGUACGACCGCCCACUGAGUUUCGGUGAACUAAAACUGGUCAGGAAAAGCGACGCCAAAAAAGGUAAAGGUGACGGCUCCAUGCGUGGGGGCGUGUCUCGGGUGCUGCUGCUGCUGCUGGGGCUGUGCGGCUUUUCGGCCCUUUACGGGGCGUAA